This is a messenger RNA of Henningerozyma blattae CBS 6284, 606 nucleotides long. RefSeq names its product Sec63 complex subunit SEC72 (gene SEC72). The record is from RefSeq and is a predicted model, not a curated record. Gene Ontology annotation, molecular function: protein binding. NCBI's taxonomy places the organism in Eukaryota, Fungi, Ascomycota, Saccharomycetes, Saccharomycetales, Saccharomycetaceae. The transcript has a single exon. The coding region runs from base 1 to 606 and encodes 201 amino acids.
AUGGCCACUAUAGAUUAUAACGCUAAUUCAAAACUUAUAUCAAUUGCAAAAGAUUUGGCAGCAGAACCUUCUGCUGAUUACGAAUCUCUAGAAAUCAACGUUAAUCAAAUUAAUAGACUAACCAAAGGGUUAAUUGAAACAACAAAUCCAAAUUUUACUCCUGAACCAAAUGCUGAAUUAUCAAAAGUUAUUAAAGGCUUGUUUGAUACUGGUAUGAAAAAUAUUGCCCAACAGAAAAAAUUACCUGAAGCUUUGAAAAAUAUUUCAUUGGCUAUUGAUACCUCAACAACUAAAAGAUACCCAUGGGAGGCUUUUGCUAUACAAUUACAAGAAUUACAAUUCAUGUUAAGACAAAAAGUAGAUCUGGAAUUGGUGACUUUGAAAUAUUUGGAUGCUAUUCAGGAUUUAGAUAUGUUAUUAAAUACUGGGAUGAUUCAUGCUGAUGUCUUUUUAAGAAAAACGGAUGCUCUAUUAAGAUUGAAACAAUGGGAAUUAGCAAGAAUUGAAUGUGAAAGAGGAUUGUCUUUAGAUCCAAAAAACCCAAAGUUGAAUGCUCUAAUGUUACAAUGUGUUACACUUUUAGCAGAAUAUAAUGGUGAUAUAUAA